Baudoinia panamericana UAMH 10762 is the source of this 1609-nucleotide messenger RNA. RefSeq lists its product as uncharacterized. The transcript has 3 exons. The record is from RefSeq and is a predicted model, not a curated record. Gene Ontology annotation, molecular function: transmembrane transporter activity. NCBI's taxonomy places the organism in Eukaryota, Fungi, Ascomycota, Dothideomycetes, Mycosphaerellales, Teratosphaeriaceae. Gene Ontology annotation, biological process: transmembrane transport. Bases 1 to 1362 code for a protein of 453 amino acids. Gene Ontology annotation, cellular component: membrane.
AUGCACAAUGACAGUUCUUUGGAGAAGAGUGUCGACCUUGACCAGGCUCACGAUUUUCUAGCAAACCACGUACAGAAUGGUCCGGCUAGCGAUGCAGAUAUCGAACACCUGACAAGAACAAUCGAUUGCCACAUCAUGCCAAUACUAUUCAGCGUUUACUUCGUCCAGGCGCUUGACAAGCAGCUGCUGAACUACGCCGCAGUCAUGGGCCUCACCAAAGACCUCCACCUCGCCAGCAAUGACUUCUCGAACCUAGCCACCUACCUGUUCGUGGCCCUAAUUAUUGCCGAAGUCCCUACUGUUUACAUCCUCAAUAAGGUGCCAGUCGUCAAAUGGCUUUCCAUCAACGCCUAUUACCGCAAAGACCAUCAAGGGUCAAGGUUCCUUCUGUGGAGGUCAGCGAUCGGUUUGGACGUGAUUAUUGGAGGCCUGCUCUCGUUCGCCUUUCAACACGUUCAUAAUGCAGCGCUAGCCAGCUGGAAGAUCUUGUUCCUGUUGCUCGGCUGCCUCAGUAUUGCCUUUGGACUCUGCCUCUUCGUCUGUCUACCGGAUACGCCUAUGCAUGCGAAGUUUCUCUCUGACCAGCAGAAAGUGGCAUUGCUGCACCAUAUCUCCGUGAACAAGACCGGCGUAAGGGCUACUACCUUCAGGCUGCGACAGGUGGUGGACUUUUUGCGCGAUCCUCAAAUCUGGCUGUUGACCAUAGCCACCAUAUUAACGACGAUUUCCACCGGCGUAACCCUGUCAUACUCGUCACAGCUCAUCGCUGGGUUUGGCUUUUCUCCCAAGCAAGCAGCCCUGCUCAAUAUGCCCUCGGGAGCGGUCACUAUCGUUGCUGCCUUCGUGAUCGGCGGGGCGCUCAACACCCGACUCCCACGCUGCUUCAUCAUAGCAUCUGGCAACCUCGUCGCCAUCAUUGUUGCCUGUCUGGUCGGCUUCGCUCCCAGUCACAAACAUGCCGCCCUGCUCGCAGGCAUUUACCUCGUAAACAUUACGAGUCCGGUUUUGUUUACGAUCUACCAGUGGGCGUCGGCAAACGUGGCAGGACACUCCAAGCGUACCAUGACAAUGGCACUGAUCACGAUGGCCUUCAGCGCAGGAAGCUUGAUCGGGCCGCAGACCUUUCGGGCGAAGGACAAGCCGGAAUACAGGCCUGCGAAGAUUGCAUUGAUUGCUACGCAAGCAGGAUGCGCCUUCCUCUGCUGCGUGCUAGGAGCUUAUUACUCUUGGACGAACAAGCGAAGAGAUGCCAAAUAUGGGGAGGAGACGGUACUUGGGGACUCGAGUGGCUCGGCGGAUGAUGUGAAAACGUGGGAGAACCUGACCGACAUAGAGCGGACGAGCUUUCGAUACAUGACGUGAUAGAUACACCUUCGCAGAAUGUUACUUGUGCCGCACUCGGUGGGUCAGAUAUCGAGCAUUCCGCGACAUGUGCAGCUUCCUCACCUUCUUCCUGCUUUCCCGUUGACACAUCGCCUAAAGGUCCAGCUAUCGAAGGCUGCAAGGCAAUAACGCGAACAUUGCUGGAACGUCUCGCAGUCUGUUUUACGUUGUACUUCCCUUCUUCGGGUGGGAACCUAUACCUCGCCCUCAUCAGACUCUCUGCGUC